Porites lobata is the source of this 581-nucleotide messenger RNA. NCBI's taxonomy places the organism in Eukaryota, Metazoa, Cnidaria, Anthozoa, Scleractinia, Poritidae. The record is from the annotation of a GenBank genome assembly.
AUGUCUUCAAAAAGAGGAAAGCAAAAAGAAGUUGUGGAAGAGGAUUUUGAGGCGUUUGUACGCCACCGGUUGAGUUCAAUAAGUGACGACCUAAAAGAAAUGAAAGGAACUCAAGUCAAGAUUCAGAGAGACAUCUUCAAGGUCAAAUCAAGAAAAAUGAAAGCUCGAUUUCAAAACUGAAGGAAUCUUUGGAUACAAAGCUGGAGGUAUUAACAGGACAACUGUAUGAAGUUAACACAAGAAUCGACCAAAUCGAGAACGAUAUCACCAAGUAUGCAAAAGAGAUCGAUGACACCUACGAGAGAUUGUUGUCGCUGGGGAGAUAUUCUAGGGACUACAAUCUGAGAUUUUACAACAUCCCAGAAUCAACAGGCGAAGAUUGUAUUGCAAAGCUCCGUGAUAUCAUAGAAAAUGAUCUCCAAUUGCAAUCAAACAUCGAGAACGCCCACCGGAUCGGGCCCUUCAAGGAUGAUGGCACUCCCAGACCAAUUUGGCUAAGUUUUUGUAUCGUCCGGAACGGUUUAGAGUUAUUAAAAAGAAGAGGGAUCUACGUGAUGGUGUGCGCGUUUCGCAUGAUAUGA